Molecule: messenger RNA, 223 nt
Organism: Nezara viridula (southern green stink bug)
Lineage: Eukaryota; Metazoa; Arthropoda; Insecta; Hemiptera; Pentatomidae
Source: the annotation of a GenBank genome assembly
UCAUAAUCCACACCAUCCCUUCGAACUGAGGAUGAAGAUUAGGGUUGAUUGUUGGAAAGGAAUCGAGAGGGUUAAUUUUUGGAAAGGAAUCGAGUACAUAAUGCGAGGUAAGAACACGACAAAUGCUUAACUGGCAAAAUGUACUCGACCCCAAUCCAACUUGAUGCUUUCUAUCUCCGUCCAUUUCGUCCGGCGUAUGUGGUAUCCAUGAUUUCAUAUUCAU